AUGGAUCAUGAGCUGCCAAAGGUAUCAGAAAGGUCCAAUACCCCAGACAAAGAAGAGCACAAUGGACUUAUAUGGCAAACUGAUAUCAUUCCUUUCUCAAUGAAUCCAUCGGCUAACAAUCUAUUUCAUGGAGGCAAUGAAUCAGCGGAAAAUUUCCGUCGCGUCGUUAGCCAAUUUACCCAUAGGAAUCGCGGACACAUAAGCCAGGUUCUACAGCCGGCUGUUGACCAGUCCACCACAUCUGUAGCUACAGAGGUCGCUACUUCUGUUGCUCCCUCUCUUGCUAGCCCAGGGUCUUACACGUUACCUCCAAUCGCCAUCAAGACUGAAAAUCCCGACUUUCCCCCACUAAUCGCAAAGAAGAGAGCGGCUAAGUCCUCAUCCCUCCCUCGAAAACAACGCCGACAUUCGUACUCCAUCUCUCAAAAACCGGAUAAUUCACAAGAGAUGCAUCGAAAGAGUCCCUUAAACCUUACAACAGUUAGUAUUGAAAUAGUCAACGACACAAUUCAAUACCUACAAAUACUAUCCGACCGUAUCUUAGUCUCCGACACCAUUUCCUCCAGGGAGUGGGCCACUAUGUAUCUUGCCACACGAUUAUUACAGAGCAGAUACAAAGAGAUCAUCGCGAGGAAAGAGGUAGAACCUGGGACUGUCUCCGAUCUUGAUCCCGCACCAACACAGCCAGGAGAGAAGUGCCGGCAAUGUGCUGCUGUAUAUAAGGAGCGGCUAUAUGAUUGA
This is a messenger RNA of Penicillium brevicompactum, 741 nucleotides long. RefSeq lists its product as uncharacterized. Bases 1 to 741 code for a protein of 246 amino acids. Lineage: Eukaryota; Fungi; Ascomycota; Eurotiomycetes; Eurotiales; Aspergillaceae. The record is from RefSeq and is a predicted model, not a curated record. The transcript is spliced from 2 exons.